UCCUCCGUCUCAGCGUCAACCCUCCCCCAUUGUGUAUAUAAUGCUGGUGCCAUUUGAACACCGUCAUUACUUGCCUCCCUGUCUUGCAAGCCUUAGGUUCUUGAUCGCCAGCAGCUUCCUGCGGUCGGAAACUAGGCUGAAGAUCGGAGCGAACGCUUUAGCCGGCCAUUGGUUGGACGAGGUGCGGUAGAAAAUGGCUUCUCUCGCGUCGUCUUCUUCUGUCACCCGGCUUUGUCGCUCUCAGGUGCACUGUUCUCCAAGAGGUUCCAGCUGUUUCAAAAAUCUUAGAAGGUUGUACCAUAAUUCCUUUGCAGUAAAUCAGAGGACUUCAAAUCUUACAUCAACAGGUUCUAGGAAAGCUGCAUGCUAUGCUUUGAAAACAGAUGGUGAAUUUCCAACUGUUCCAAUUUCUAGUGAGGGUGAAAUGCUGCCAGAUAUUGACCAGGAUAAUGCAAUUGUUACUUCCAUGCUUCAAUCAGAUGCUGUAGCCCUUGGAACAAUUGCUGCUGAUAUGGCUGCAGUUACUGAUGAUUUUUCUAUUGACAAUGGUGAACUUGAUUUAGAUUGCCCUACUGAAGGGUUUUCUUCUAUUUCAGAGGCCAUUGAGGACAUCCGCCAAGGCAAGUUUGUGAUUGUUGUCGAUGAUGAAGACAGAGAAAAUGAGGGAGAUCUUAUAAUGGCUGCACCUUUGGUAAAUCCAGAGGCCAUGGCUUUUAUAGUCAAGCACGGGACAGGAAUUGUUUGUGUGAGCAUGAAAGCAGAAGACCUUGAAAGAUUAGAGCUUCCUCUCAUGGUAUCAAAUAAAGAAAAUGAGGAGAAGCUCUGCACAGCUUUCACUGUCUCAGUGGAUGCAAAAGAAGGUACAACAACUGGUGUAUCUGCUAGUGAUAGGGCAAAGACAGUUAUGAUGCUUGCAUCACCAGAUUCAAAGCCCGAAGACUUCAAUCGCCCUGGUCAUAUUUUUCCAUUAAAAUACAGGGAGGGUGGUGUUUUAAAAAGAGCUGGACAUACAGAAGCAUCAGUUGAUCUGGCUAUGCUGGCUGGAUUACCCCCUGUUGGUGUUCUAUGUGAGAUUGUUGAUGAAGAUGAUGGUUCCAUGGCUCGUCUACCAAAGCUACGUGAAUUUGCCAAGAAAGAGAAUUUAAAGAUAAUCACAAUUGCUGAUUUGAUCAGAUAUAGGAGAAAAAGAGACAAGUUGGUUGAACGUGCUUCUGUUGCACGCUUACCUUUAAAGUGGGGCUCUGUUCAAGCGUACUGCUAUCGGUCACUACUUGAUGGAAUGGAGCAUAUUGCCAUGGUUAAAGGGGAUAUUGGGGAUGGCCAAGAUAUCCUUGUGAGGGUGCAUUCUGAGUGCCUCACUGGCGACAUAUUUGGAUCAGCUAGAUGUGACUGUGGUGAUCAGCUUGCAUUGGCUAUGGAAAUGAUUGAAAGGGCUGGCAGGGGUGUGCUAGUUUACCUUCGUGGACAUGAAGGAAGGGGUAUUGGCCUUGGCCACAAGCUUCGUGCUUACAACCUACAAGAUGAUGGACGGGACACCGUGGAAGCUAAUGAGGAACUAGGAUUGCCUGUAGAUUCACGGGAAUAUGGUAUUGGUGCACAGAUAUUAAGAGAUCUAGGUGUUCGAUCAAUGAAAUUGAUGACGAACAACCCUGCCAAGUAUGGUGGACUCAAAGGUUACGGAUUGAGCAUUGCAGGCAGAGUUCCCUUGCUGACACCAAUCACCAAGGAGAAUAAGAGAUACUUGGAGACAAAAAGAGCAAAAAUGGGACACAUUUAUGGAUCUGCUGAAUUCAAUGGUCAUCUAACUAGUUUCAUCCAAAGAAAUGGAACUGGCAAACAGCAUCAGGCCAUUUGAUGCAGGAGUUGGUAGUGAAUUUUGAGUCACAAGUUCAGGCUCAGGCUCAGGCUCAGGCUCAAACUCAAAUUAUAGUUUGCAACUGUCAUUGAUGAAGCUCACCGAGGCAUCUGCUUCUGAGCUAUUCUUUUAACCUCUCUCUGGCUGUCUGAUGUACUAAAAUGUUUUGUACUUGAGAUUCAAUAAGAAAUUAUUUUGUUUUCUCA
Molecule: messenger RNA, 2061 nt
Organism: Musa acuminata subsp. malaccensis (wild Malaysian banana)
Lineage: Eukaryota; Viridiplantae; Streptophyta; Magnoliopsida; Zingiberales; Musaceae
Product: probable bifunctional riboflavin biosynthesis protein RIBA 1, chloroplastic
Biological process (GO): riboflavin biosynthetic process
Cellular component (GO): chloroplast
Molecular function (GO): GTP cyclohydrolase II activity; 3,4-dihydroxy-2-butanone-4-phosphate synthase activity
Source: RefSeq, a predicted model, not a curated record